AUGAUUUCACAAAUAAAAUAUCCACAACGUCAACAGCAAUCAGCACCGUAUUAUCAUUUGAUGGCUCUACAAACAAAAUACCGACAACGUCAACAGCAAUCAACACUACACCUUCAUCUAAUGGUUCUACUAACCAAAUACCGGCAAUAUCAACCGAAAUCAAUGCCGUAUUUUCAUUCGAUCAUUCUACAGACAAAAUAUCGACAACAUCAACACCAAUCAACACCACAAUUUUAUUUGAUGAUGUCACAAAUGAAAUAUCGACAAUGUCAACAACAAUCAACACCACAUCUUCAUUUGAUGGUUCCACAAAUAAAAUACCGGCAACGUCAACAGAAAUCAAUACCAUAUUUUCAUUGGAUGAUUCCACAGACAAAAUAUCCACAACGUCAACAGCAAUCAGCACCGGAUUAUCAUUUGAUGGCUCUACAAACAAAAUACCGACAACGUCAACAACAAUCAGUACCGUAUUACCAUUUGAUGGCUCUACAAACAAAAUACCGGCAAUACCAACAGAAAUCAAUACCAUAUUUUCAUUCAAUGAUUCUACAGACAAAAUAUCGACAACAUCAACAACAAUCAGCCUCACAUCUUCAUUUGAUGGUUCUACACACAAAAUACCGACAAUGUCAACAGAAAUCAAUAGCGUAUCUUCAUUCGAUGAUUCUACAGACAAAAUAUCGACAAUAUCAACAGCAAUCAACAUCAUAA
This is a messenger RNA of Rotaria sp. Silwood1, 711 nucleotides long. Lineage: Eukaryota; Metazoa; Rotifera; Eurotatoria; Philodinida; Philodinidae. The record is from the annotation of a GenBank genome assembly.